Molecule: messenger RNA, 2972 nt
Organism: Oryzias melastigma (Indian medaka)
Lineage: Eukaryota; Metazoa; Chordata; Actinopteri; Beloniformes; Adrianichthyidae
Product: protocadherin gamma-A11
Exons: 2
Coding region: 185-2596 (803 amino acids)
Biological process (GO): homophilic cell-cell adhesion
Cellular component (GO): plasma membrane
Molecular function (GO): calcium ion binding
Source: RefSeq, a predicted model, not a curated record
UGCAGCGCGUUCGGUUGGAAGGAUUGUGUUUCAAUUUGCGCCAUAAGCUCAUUUGAGAAAAAAAGGAAGAAAAGAGGAAGAUAAGAAAAGUUAUCAUUUGAUGGCGACGUGAUUUUAACUGGAUCCUACACGGAAUUUCCUUUUUUCCUCUCUUCAUUUUGGCGUAAUCACGGAGAUCAGAACAAUGAGGCGCCCAGAGCUGUCGUUGAUCUUUCUGCUUUGUUUUUGCUCGGCGAGUGACCAGGUCAGCUACUCUAUUCCAGAGGAGAUGCCGAAAGGAUCUUUUGUGGGUGACAUUGCGCAGGAUUUGGGGCUGGAUGCGAAAAGGCUGAAGUCGGGGAAGGCCCGCGUUUACACGGGGGAGAAUGGCGAUUACAUAGAGAUGGAUAAAGAAAGAGGAAUCCUGCUCAUCAAAGAGAGAAUCGACAGAGAGGUUGUUUGUGCUCUCACAACUCCCUGCACUUUACGUUUUCAAAUCAUUUUGGAGAAUCCCAUGGAAUUUUACAGCAUUACGGUCGAUGUCGUGGACGUUAAUGACAACGCCCCUUUGUUUAAAAGGAACGAAAUGAAACUCCGGAUCAGCGAGUCGGCUGCUAUAGGCUCCGUGUUUGCGCUCGAACAAGCAGUAGAUCUGGAUGUCGGUAAGAAUGGCCUGCAGAACUACGUUUUAAACCCAACAAAUAACUUUGUUUUAAAUUGGCAAAGUCAGUCAGAAGGCAGAAAGGUUGUUGAAAUGGUUUUGCAAAAACCUCUUGACCGAGAAAUAAUGGAUCGUUUAUCUUUAAGCCUGACUGCAGUCGACGGCGGUGAUCCACAGCUAUCUGGAUCUAUUUUAAUAAAUGUCGAUGUCCUGGAUAGUAAUGAUAAUGCACCAGUGUUUUCACAGAAAAUAUACAAGUGCACCUUAACAGAAAAUUCACCUGCAGGAACUAUUGUAACUAAAGUUCAUGCUUCCGACAAAGAUGAGGGAUCUAAUGGAAAAAUUACAUUUGCAUUAUUAAGCUCUGUUGACGGUGCAUCAGAAAUAUUUCAAAUAAAUAAAGAAACGGGAGAAAUUAGGUUAGCUGGAAGUGUUGACUAUGAAAAGAAGAGAGAAUUUGAAAUACACAUCCAAGCUAGUGAUGAAGGAGGACUUUAUGAUUCUAGUAAGAUUGUGGUGGAAAUACUGGAUAUAAAUGACAACAUACCCGCUAUAAAUAUAAUGUCAAAGUCCAGCAUAGUAAAAGAGGACAUGCAGCCUGGCACAGUCGUGACAAUUAUUAAUAUCCAGGACCCAGAUUCAGGUGAAAACGGUAAGGUGCAGUGUGAGAUAAACAAAAUAAAUGAGUUUUCAAUAUCAUCUACAUCUAAUAAUUUCUUUAGUAUAAUGACAGACAGUGAGUUAGACCGAGAGACGGCAUCAGAGUAUAACAUCACUGUGACCUGCUCUGACGAAGGAGUCCCCUCCCUCUCCAGCAGCGUCACUCUCACCUUACAGAUCUCUGAUGUGAAUGACAACGCACCUGUCUUUGAGAGGAGCUCAUAUGAGGCCUACAUUGUAGAAAACAACACACCAGGUGUGUCUAUAUUCACAGUGAAAGCCACAGACGCUGACUGGAAGCAGAAUGCGCGUGUUUCUUACAUCCUGGAGGACUCCUCUGUGAACGGAGUGCCAGUCUCCUCAUAUGUGUCCGUCAGUGCUGACAGUGGAGUCAUCCACGCAGUGCGCUCUUUUGACUACGAGCAGAUCAAAGACUUCCGCUUCUGUGUCAAAGCUCAGGAUGGAGGUUCUCCUCCACUCAGCAGCAACGUGAGCGUGAACAUCCAGAUCCAGGACCAGAACGAUAACCCGCCUCAGGUUCUGUACCCGGUCCAGACUGCUGGCUCUGUGGUGGCUGAAAUGGUGCCUCGUUCAGCUGAUGUGGGCUACCUGGUGACUAAAGUGGUGGCUGUUGAUGUGGACUCUGGACAGAAUGCCUGGCUCUCCUAUAAACUGCAGAAAGCCACAGACAGGGCGCUGUUUGAAGUGGGCUCCCAGAAUGGAGAGAUCCGAACUGUCCGCCAAGUGACGGAGAAAGAUUUGCUCAAACAAAGACUGACUGUGAUCGUGGAGGACAACGGGCAGCCCUCUCGUUCAGCUACAGUCAUUGUUAACGUGGCGGUGGCGGACAGCUUCCCUGAAGUGCUGUCGGAGUUCAGCGACUUUCCACACGACAAGGACUACAAUGACAACCUGACUUUUUACUUAGUGCUGGCUCUGGCUGUGGUUUCUUUCCUCUUCAUCACGUGUUUAGUGGUCAUCAUCUCCGUCAAGAUCUACCGAUGGAGACAGUCUCGCAUCCUGUAUCACUCCAGCCUCCCUGUCAUUCCAUAUUAUCCUCCACGGUACUCAGACACUUUGGGCACAGGGACUCUGCCACACACGUACAAUUACGAGGUGUGCAGGACCACUGACUCCAGAAAGAGUGACUGUAAGUUCGGCAGAGCUGGGAGUCAGAACGUGCUGAUAAUGGACCCCAGUUCUACAGGAACCAUGCAGCGGAUGCAGAGUGAGAAGAGCAUCCUGGAUGAACCAGACUCUCCUCUAGAGCAUCAUUUGACCAGCCAGCUGUUGUGAGGCCAUCAUUUACCACAUGAUCCACAAGUGUUGCCCAAAUUUCAUCAGCAACCUGGCCUCUUCUUCACCGGUUUUGUCCCCUUCCUCCAUCCAUCCUCACCCCUUUUCCAGGAGGAUGACCAUCCAUGUAUUGCAGUUUUGUAGAUACAGUUUCCACUUCAUGCCAAUCCUGCUACUUGGUUUAUAGUAUACAUAUUUGUAAAGUGAGAGCUCAUGACAUUUUAGCUGUGAGUGAUUGUGAAGGAGAGACUUUUUUUGUUUCAACUGCUAGUUCACACAGUCCUUGUCAUCAGUUUGUGAGGUUCAUCUUUGAAAAGGUUCUUGUUGGACAUUUUUAUUAAAACACUUUUUUUCUGACUGUAAAAAAAAAAAAAAA